UCAGCAGAAGAUGGCUGCGGUGCGGAAGACGCGACUUGAGGACUCAGCGAUGGUGAAAGUGUUAGUUUUAGUGUCAAUGCUGGUGUUUUCCGUGAGCUGCGCUUCACUUUCACCUGCAGAUGGUGGACCUCCAGCCCAUGUGGACAGUAAAGAGGUGAAAGCUCCAGAUACACAGAACAGCAAUGACCUGAGCAACCCAAAUAGCGGUACUUUGAGUCAAUCAGCAGAGGUGUUGAAUGAGGAUUCAGCUCCUGCUGUUGAGGAUAAAAACAGCAACAAAGCAGUAGAUGUUCUGACUGCUCCACUAGCUAAUAAAGAUACAGAAUCACAAGAUAAUGAUCCGAAGAAGCAGAAAAACAACCCAGAGAAUCUGAAAAAUGAGACAGAGAUGUUAAAAAGUGACAUGGGAAAUAAACAAAAGGAUUUGAAGCAGCCGGAAGCUGAUCCCAAGCAGCCGGAAGCUGAUCCCAAGCAGCCGGAAACUGAUCACAAGCAGCCGGAAACUGAUCUCAAGCAGCCGGAAACUGAUCACAAGCAGCCGAAAACCGAGCCCAAGCAGCCGGAAACCGAGCCCAAGCAGCCGGAAACCGAGCCCAAGCAGCCGGAAACCGAUCACAAGCAGCCGGAAACCGAGCCCAAGCAGCCGGAACCUGAGCCCAAGCAGCCGGAACCUGAGCCCAAGCAGCCGGAACCCGAGCCCAAGCAGCCGGAACCCGAGCCCAAGCAGCCGGAACCCGAUCACAAGCAGCCGGAACCCGAUCACAAGCAGCCGGAACCCGAUCACAAGCAGCCGGAAACCGAUCACAAGCAGCCGGAACCCGAUCACAAGCAAACGGAAACCGAUCACAAGCAAACGGAAACCGAGCCCAAGCAGCCGGAAACAGAUCAAAAGCAGCCAGAAAUCAAGCCCAAGCAGCCGGAAACCGAGCCCAAGCAGCAGAAUAAUGACCCUGUGCAGAUGGCUGACGACUCUGUGCAGCCAAAAAAUGACCACAAGCAGCAGAAUAAUGACCCAGUGCAUCUGAAACCCACCCCUGCAGCACCGCAGACACAGAGCUUUACAGAAUACAUGGCUGACAGCACGUUUCCAGGACCAGACCUGGGCUUUGAUGAUAACACAGAUGAUGACGAUGAUGAUGAUGAUGAUGAUGUUGGUGGUGUUGAUGAUGAUGUUGGCAAUGAUGUUAGAGUUAUGAGUGAAAACUUCAUUGGUGGCAUCAGCUCUCCUGAGGACAGCCAAGGCAAAGACAUUUUCCGUCAGGUUUACAAAACUCCUCCUGAGAGCUCAGAGAAGAACAUCUACAGCACCCAGGAUGAAGACUCGCACUUCUUCUUCCAUCUGGUCAUCAUCGCCUUCCUGGUGGCCAUCAUCUACAUCACCUACCACAACAAGAGAAAGCUGAUGCUGUUGGCCCAGAGCCGGCGCUGGAGGGACGGGUUCUGCUCGCGGGGUGUGGAGUAUCACCGGCUGGACCAGAACGUCCACGAGGCCAUGCCUUCGCUCAAGAUGACCAACGACUACAUCUUCUGAGCUGCACGCCGUGUCUUAUUUAAUCAGGGGAGAACGUGAGGUAACACUUCAUCUGAAGGGGUGUUCAUAAGACUGCCAUCAAAGGUUUAUAAUCACAACACGACUCGUGGAUAUGGAGGAGAGUUUAUGACAACUGGUAUUCAUUCACUUAUGUCAUUUUAAAGGCAAAGAUGACGUUGUUUGGAAUGUCUUUAUGGCAACCUGACAUAUCAAAAUACAUCAUGACAACUUGGCAUAAACAUAUAUCAUGAGCUGUUUUGUCUAGAUAACUUGACUUUUUCAAGACAGCAUAACUUGUCAUAAAUAUGACUGUCAUGGGGCCAUUAUAAUUGUCUCAUGAAUAUUUUCCUGACCACUUUUCUCAGUGCAAUAAAUUUAAUCUGUCAAUAAAAUGUCCCUGUUAAAGUGUUAAUAUGCUGUAAAAUGAUUAUAUAACAGCAUCAUUAAUAUUUAAUGACAUCUAAUGAUAUUUUAUUUAAUUCCUAGCGCUGUAGGUGGGGUCAAGAAAAUAUUAAUGAUGAUAUUGUAAAAUUCACGACACAACUAUAAUGACCUCAUGACCAUCAUGUUUAUGACUGAUUUAUGACAAGUUAUGUUGUCAUGGCAUCUCAAACAAUGUCAUCUUUGCAUUUAAAAUGACAACUAAGCUAACGAGGCCUAAUAGCAGCAUAACACUCAUGAUGUGUCAUGUCGGGAUUAUAAAGGUGUCAUGACAGUCUUAUGAACACCUCCUUCAAGUAAAGUGUGAUCGAUUGUGCUUGAGUCUGAGCAGAACUGCAUUUUUACGAGUUUGAAGAAAAGCAAAUGAAGAAAGGUUUGUCCUCUAAAUAUUUGAUUAUAAACCUGGUGUCAGUCACAAAUCUACCCAUGAUUUAUUUGGUUUGUGGACGCUCGCCUCCUUUGAGCCCAUGUGUGUGUGUGUGUGUGUGUGUGUGUGUGUGUGUGUGUAUGUACAGUUGAAGUCUAAUUUCUAAUAGCUCAAUUCUUUUAUCUUUGCCAUGAUGACAGCACAUAAUAUUAGACUAGAUAUUCUUCUAGUCAAAGAAAAGUGACAUUUAAAGGCUUAACUAGGGUAAUUAGGGUAAAGUUAGGGUAAUUAGGGUAAAGUUAGGGUAAUUAGGCAAGUCAUUGUAUAACAGUGGUUUAUUCUGGAGACAAUCCAACACUAAUAUUGCUGAAGGGGGCUAAUAAUAUUGAGCUUAACAUGGCUUUAUAACUAUUAAAAACUGCUUUUAUUCUAGCUGAAAUAAAACAAAUAAGACUUUCUCCAGAAGAACAAAUGUUAGAGGAAAUACUGUGAGAAAUUCCUGAAUCUGUUCAACAUCAUUUGGGAAAUAUUUGGGCGAGAGGAAAAAAAAUCACACUCAUUUUGACUUCGACUUUGUAUGUUUCUGUUUCUGUCUGUUUGACUGUGUGUGUGUGUGUGUGUGUGUGCGUGUGUGUGUGUGUGUGUGCGUGUGUGUGUGUGUGUGUGUAAGCUUCGGGCUGAUCCCUUUCACGUUUGCGUUAUGACUUCAGUGAAGUUGUUUUAUAUAUUACAUACACACAGCGUCUGGAGGAGCGCGAUCUGCCGUGCCAAAAACUCUGUGGGGGGAAAAAAAACUGCUGCUGUGUCCAAAAUCGCCCCUAUACACUCGUUCACUACUCCCUACUCUAGUCCACUACUAUAGUAUACACUUUGAAUGAAUGAAAUGAGUGAGUGAAUUGGAACACUACUGAGUGCACUGAAGGGAUGCCUUUAGGUUUAAAAUCUAAUCCGUCUGAGUUAAUUAACUAUCAAAACACAAACUUAGAUUAUAAACUUCUCAGUCAGACCCUGUGAUAGUUUUAAACACUCAGUGAGCUUUUUAUUAGUAAUGAAACAAAGACUUUUGAUUUCUGUCAUGUAUACAAAUGUUAGUUUCAUUAAAUAAUCAUGCAUUUUGAAACCAUCCACUGAUUAGAUUGUGCUUUAGACGCCAUCUAGGGGUCAGAUGCUGAAAUUCAGCGCUCAAACUCUUUCAGGGCAUUAUGGGUGUUCUCUGUCUGUUGAGUGUGCAUGGGGUGUACAAUCGUUAUUGCAAUGCAUUGUGGGAUUGAUUGAGUGCAUUUUACAAUGUUUACUAUGAUUUCGGACUCCACUAGAAAUGGCUGCUCCCUCAAAUAGUGCACUAUUAAGGGUAUAGGGGGCGAUUUAGGACACAGCCAGCAUCUCUUUGACUUGUUUUCUCUUUAAGCUGCUUUGUGUGAGAUCAGGACAGUAUCCUGAAUCUGUGUGUGUCAGCUACACACCUGGGGAACACUUUACAGUAAGGGUGCAUUAGUUAAUGUGUUUACCAACAUGAACAUAAGCCAGUGGAAGGCUGGAUAAAUGUUACGUUUAGCAUUAAAUAAAUAGAUUGGAAAUGACACAAAUCCUCCGUUUGCAGUGUGACCAUAAGCAAAGAAUAAUUCAUUCAUUCCAGUAUUUAUUCAUCUCUGUUGAUGUUAGAUCGUUGUAAUAAUCAUUCAUUGUUCAUGUUAACUCACAUUUACUAAUGUUAACAAGCAGACUUUUAUUAAUGCAUUAGUAAAUGUUGAAUACCACUAUAAAAUUAUCCAUAAAUGAGCAGUUUUCCCCUAUUUUGUGAUUCAUGUUGUUAUUUUUUAUUUAUUUAUGCUUUUAUUUCUGCUUCUGAAUUGCAUUAUGGGAUCUUGAUCUUUCUUCAAACAACUUUUAAGCUUGAAAAGCUCUAAAAAGUGACGUUUUGCUCACUUGUAAUAGUUUGCAGUGCUAUAUUGUAUUGUCUGAGUAAGUGUUGUGUAUAUUUUUAGUGUUAAGUUCACCCUCACGCUCCAUCAUAACAUCACAACUCAUGAGACAACUUUUCACCUAGUCACGAUUUAAUCUCGCAAGAGCUCCUCAUACAAGAUCUUGUCACAUCCCUAUUUUCUAGGUAUUUUUAAUAUUAUUAACUAAAUUAGGAAAUUAUGACGACAACAUUUAGCCUCGACCCACUGGCCUUAAUAAAGUUUGGUUUUGUGGCCCUUCAUAAGAAAAAGCUUGGUCACUGCUUUACAGAAACCUUGUAAUAAACUGCAGCACCCUUUCUGUUAUUUUACAGACUUAUUUCUUUAGAUAUUAUUAUUUCUGAUACAUUAUAUUAUCUCUAACUACUAAAAUGUCAAUAAAGUCUCUUUGUUAAACUGUAGAGUUGAAUUUUCAACAGCAAACGUGGACAAAGCAGAGAUCAACAUCCCAUAAUGCAAUUCACCACCGCAAACAAACACAAAAUACAGAAACUGUUGAUGAACAGAUGAUUUAGACCAGUGUUUCCCAACCCUGUUCCUGGAGGCACACCAACAGUACAUAUUUUGGAUGUCUCCCUUUUCUGACCCAUUAGCUUCAGGUGUUGGAGUCUCUUCUGAUGUUAUGAUGAGUUGAUUCAGGUGUGUUUGAUUAGGGAGAGGUUGAAAAUGUGUACUGUUUGGUGUGCCUUCAGGAACAGGGUUGGGAAACACUGAUUUAGACAGUGUAUGAUUAAUGAAUGCUGUUCUAUUGUUCAUUGAUUAUCUGUUCAGGUUCGUUAAGGAACACUAACUAAUGGAAUCUUAUUGUAAAGGGAGAACUGAUAUCGUAACUGAGGCGCGUUAUCUCUGAUUUACAUGAAGAUCAUUAAUGUCUGUGCCUGAACGCCACAUAUUUGUGUCCUCCUGAGGAUUGUUCAAUAUAGCAGAGGGUCUGACUUUGGGAUAUUCAGUGCUUUAUCAAUAUUAAUAUAAUCAGACACUUGUACAGAUGCUCUAAUAAAAUAAAAAUACGUCAGUAAAAGUCUUCCUAUUCCAUUUUUACUUGAGAAAUUACAAAUGCACUUGGUUUUUAAUGUUAAUUAUUAAAAGUACUUGCUGAUAAAUGUUUAUAAUGAAUUUCAAAGUGUUGUCAAACUCAUAAUUCAUGAUUACUCGAGUGUACAAUCAAGUGAAAAUAACAAUGCAUCAUAAACCCUAACAUAUGACAACAACAAAUAAACAACGUGUGCAGAAAAAUGCAAAUGUAGAAUAUAAACAUGUAAAAAAGUCAUAAACAUAAUAUAUUUAUUAUGUGCUACAGCUGCGACAAUGUGUGAUUAUUAAUUUACAUUACAUUAAAAUUGUGUUUCUUUUUUAAAUAAAAACCUUCCCCCAUUCA
Messenger RNA from Danio aesculapii, 5678 nucleotides. It is a transcript of the gene c21h5orf15, whose product is annotated as chromosome 21 C5orf15 homolog. Lineage: Eukaryota; Metazoa; Chordata; Actinopteri; Cypriniformes; Danionidae. The transcript has 3 exons. The record is from RefSeq and is a predicted model, not a curated record. The coding region runs from base 11 to 1531 and encodes 506 amino acids.